AUGAGCAGAAUGGGACAUUCUUUGCCAACCGCCGACUAUGGACAACAGCAGUACAAUCCAGGAACCACCUCGCAUUCCGCUGCAUCAGUUUCGCACUACACCCAGGCUCAGAUGGGUGGUCAGCCUUUCUACAUGACCCAGGCUCCUCUAAUGCCAAAUUCCCCAUAUUACGGAAGCCCUAUGUCGGCGAUGAGCCAACAAGGACAGGUCAUGACACAGCAAAAUGGGUUUGCCUACUAUCCCGGCCAGGUGCAGCCGAUGGCACCGUACCAAUAUUCUCAACACUCGCAGUAUCCGAGUCAGAACAAAGGACACGCUAUCUGGAUCGGAAAUUUGCCUCCUCAGACAAACUUGAUGGAACUAGUCCAACACGUUUGCAAGCAUACAGAGGACUUGGAGUCUCUGUUUCUCAUAUCGAAGAGCAACUGCGCCUUUGCGAACUUUAAAGACGAGUCGAGCUGCAUAGAAGCGCAGCAAAAAAUCAACGACACCCGAUUCAUGUCCGUCCGUCUCGUCAGCCGCCUCCGGAAAAAUGUGGUCGACGUGGCACAGGGAAUGAUUCCACCAACGGGACCGGCAUCAUUAACAGCAGCUCCGCAACCCCUGGUACAGCAACAGCAGCAGAACCGGAGCCAUGUGAGCACCCCGGAGGCCAAGGACGGAGACGCGGAUGAAGAGGAAGACGGGGAGGAAGAAUCGCCUGCAGAGGAAGCCGGACUAGAUAAUACCUGGGCAUCUUCGACCGACAUUAGCGCUACGACUUCCGUCAGCACAACGAUAGCUUCGUCGCCUGCGGCAAAGGCCGAGAUCGCAGAUGGUCCGGAAGUGCGCUCGAAGGACAGAUUCUUCAUUUUGAAAAGUCUCACGGUGGAAGAUCUGGAAUCAAGCAUGCGGACUGGCAUCUGGGCGACACAAUCACACAAUGAAGAGACGCUGAACAGUGCUUUCAAGAACUGUGACAACGUGUACUUGAUAUUCUCAGCCAAUAAAUCGGGCGAGUAUUUUGGCUAUGCCAGAAUGACAUCGGAGAUUAACAACGAUCCGGCAGCGGCCAUCGAGUUUGCACCAAGGGCGCAAUCUUUCAGCGACGAGGACUAUCCAAAAGCCAUCCCUACCGAGGCGACAGACUUCGCGCCGCCAGGUCGUAUCAUUGACGACUCAGCCCGAGGAACAAUAUUCUGGGAAGCACAGCGAGAUGAUGCACCCGAAGCUGCGACAGCUGCUAACGGGACAGAGGACGGUUCGGUCACGGCUAGCGACGGGGCAGACGAGGUGAGCAGCGUGAAGAGCGGCGGGCUGCCAGAAGGUGCUGGCGAGGCACAGACGUGGGGGAAGCCGUUCCAGCUUGAGUGGCUGUCGACAUUGAGGGUGCCGUUCUACCGCACACGGGGAAUGCGCAAUCCUCUGAAUGCCAAUCGGGACAUCAAGAUCGCUCGUGAUGGCACUGAGGUGGACCCGACCGUAGGACAACGACUCAUCGGACUCUUUCACCAGCCGCUGGUGGUGUCUGGCACAUCGGGAAGAGGCACCAGUUUUACUGCAUAUACGGCAGUUCUGAUGGCCUAG
Molecule: messenger RNA, 1566 nt
Organism: Grosmannia clavigera kw1407
Lineage: Eukaryota; Fungi; Ascomycota; Sordariomycetes; Ophiostomatales; Ophiostomataceae
Product: yt521-b-like splicing factor
Exons: 3
Coding region: 1-1566 (521 amino acids)
Biological process (GO): mRNA splicing, via spliceosome; regulation of alternative mRNA splicing, via spliceosome
Cellular component (GO): nucleoplasm
Molecular function (GO): mRNA binding; N6-methyladenosine-containing RNA reader activity
Source: RefSeq, a predicted model, not a curated record